Molecule: messenger RNA, 651 nt
Organism: Bactrocera dorsalis (oriental fruit fly)
Lineage: Eukaryota; Metazoa; Arthropoda; Insecta; Diptera; Tephritidae
Gene: e(y)2b
Product: enhancer of yellow 2 transcription factor
Exons: 2
Coding region: 166-447 (93 amino acids)
Biological process (GO): poly(A)+ mRNA export from nucleus; positive regulation of DNA-templated transcription; regulation of transcription by RNA polymerase II
Cellular component (GO): nuclear pore; SAGA complex; DUBm complex
Molecular function (GO): chromatin binding; transcription coactivator activity
Source: RefSeq, a predicted model, not a curated record
UCUUGUCAAUUAUUCUGUGUUGUAAACAAACCCGGACUACGGCAUAAAACAAUUUGCAAGAAUCAAAAUCAAAGUGAAAGCAAAUUAUUUUUAAGAUAAUAUAAACAGUUAUCAUUUGCAAUAUUUUCGGAACUCAUCAAUUUCAUACAGAAUUUACCAACUAUUAUGACAUUAACAAAAACUGUAGACCAGGCUACCAUUCUCAGUGGUGAUCGUUCCAAGUUAAAAGAUUUGCUUUGUAAUCGUUUGGCUGAGUGUGGUUGGCGUGAUGAGGUACGUCUGAUGUGUCGUAAUAUCAUCAAGGAGAAAGGCAACAAUAUAAAAGUGGAACAAUUGAUUGCGGACGUUACACCACGCGCUCGUGCCUCUGUUCCCGAUGCAGUGAAAAAAGAACUACUUAUGAAAAUCAAGGCAAUUUUAGCUGCCCAAGAAGGUAUCGAUUUGUAAAUGGAAGUUGCAGAUGGGGAUGCCGUGAAUUAACUAUUUUAAUUAUACAAACAUACUAUAUAUACAAAAAAUGCUGAUAAUACUGUUAGAGCAUCGUAUUAUUUUUAGUUAAAGGAUUAUGUUUUAAUAUCAUAAUUUGUACUCGUUUUUUGUGAAGCCCUCUUUGUAAUUUAAAUAAACAAAUCUUUGUGUGUACAAAAUUUA